This is a messenger RNA of Penicillium malachiteum, 1545 nucleotides long. RefSeq names its product leucine-rich repeat domain-containing protein. The record is from RefSeq and is a predicted model, not a curated record. The transcript is spliced from 3 exons. NCBI's taxonomy places the organism in Eukaryota, Fungi, Ascomycota, Eurotiomycetes, Eurotiales, Aspergillaceae. Gene Ontology annotation, molecular function: protein binding. The coding region runs from base 1 to 1545 and encodes 514 amino acids.
AUGGAUAACGAGGUCCCUCUUCCUCCACCGCGGCGCAUUCGUCACCGAUCACCGCGCGGAAGCGCAAGUGCACGCGGCCCCUCCCCCUCAACUUCGCUCGCGUCGUCAUUUCGUAAAACGCACAGACUCUCUCGCUUCGAUGAUUGCUCGAGUCAGCCAUCGAGUGACCCGGCGCUUUUCUCCAGCGAUGAUAUCCCGGCAUCGGGACUCGAGAACUAUAAUGCGGGGCCGAUGACUGGCGUUGGGAGGAAGAGGCGGUAUCGUGGGACCUGGUGGGGAGAGAAGGCGAUUGACCCGAAGAAGAAGAGGGCAGAUUUCAAGGAGAAGAGAAAUGUGGAUAGUGGUGUUUGGAUGGGAAGUGACGAGUCUGGCGCGGAGUCGCUUUUGCAAUCCGAGGAUGGGCCGGGCUGGGGGGGAAGAUCUGUUGAAGACGGUGUUGGAUCCGAAGAGCUCAGGGAAGAGUUAUGGAGCACUGGGAUCACGCCUGAUGAGUCGGAGGAGCACCGAUUUGCGAGAUCUGUGGUGAACGAUUGCUUAGAAAAGGGGGAGGAGAUCGUUGAUCUUGGAAACUUUAACAUGCGCUCUAUUCCAGCAGGUCUACUUUCACCUUUACAGCUCUUGACCAAGGCGGCACCAUUGGCCGAAAACUUUUUCAGCUCUCUGCAACCAUUUCUUAGCAUAUAUCUUUCUGGAAAUGCACUUUUGCAGCUUCACAACGAGCUUUUCGAGUUGAGCAUUCUUAAAGUCCUUAGCGUGCGAAACAACAAGCUCCAAGAGCUCCCUUACACAAUCCAGAAACUGAGAUCCUUGGAAGUUCUCAACAUAUCUGUGAACCGAUUGACAUAUCUACCAUGGGAACUCCUCAAAUUAUUCGAGCAUGGCGAACUAAAGCACCUGACCGCAUGUCCCAAUCCCUUCCUACAAAUCGAAGAAUGCCCCAUCAAGACAUGGCAUUGCGAGCGCAUACAGAAAGAAACAGAGCCGAGAAGCGAAAGAUACGACCUGGACUCCGAAUCCGAAUGUGAACCAGAACCAAUCUAUGAGUCCCCUCGAUUCGAGGAAUAUGAGGAUGUACCACCACCAAGUGCCUGGACUGCCAUUCACGUAGCCACAGGGCCAAUAACCCGAUUCGACAUGGAGGGCCGAGCAAUCGAAGAGAAUCCAAAAUUCAGUCUAGUCACAACAGCAUGCAGAUUCAGCUCAGCAUCUGCCCCAUCCUCACUCCGCGAGCUGGCUCUACGCGCUGUGUGUAAAGCUUACCCAAGCCUGGAAUAUACCAACGAUGAAGAAAUCGCGGCAGAAUUCCCACCAUUUGUGGCUCCAUUACUACAAAAAGCGAAGAAGGUUCAGGCCGCAGGUGGACAACAGUGUUCUGUUUGUCAAAGGGAGUAUGUCAUUCCUCGAACAGAAUGGCUGGAGUGGUGGGAUUGUACUCCAUAUGAAAAUGGCGGGAAACGACCGCGUGCAUCGGGGGAGAUGAUUCGUCCUCUACCUUUCAAGCGCUUUGGAUGUAGCGGGACAUGUGUACCUGCGUCCGAGGCUUAA